Thlaspi arvense is the source of this 2899-nucleotide messenger RNA. The record is from the annotation of a GenBank genome assembly. NCBI's taxonomy places the organism in Eukaryota, Viridiplantae, Streptophyta, Magnoliopsida, Brassicales, Brassicaceae.
AAAUAACCGAACAAAAGAAUAAAUUAUAAUAAAAUGAAAAAUAUAAAUAGAAGUAUAUAAAAAUAAAUUUUUCGUUCUUUGUUUAACAAAAUCACUUAAAUUUUUUUAACAUGUAAUAGUUAUGUUUUAAUUUUUUUACAAAUACGCGUACAUAUAUAAAUAUUAAUUGUACAUUAGUUGAAGUCACAUGCAAACUUUUUCGUGCAUGUAUUUUAUUAAGAUUGAUAACAGUUUAAUUUUUAUUUUAAUUAUUAUACAAUUUAUACUUUUUAAAGUUUUUAUUUAUUCUAAGUGUAGUAAAGUAGUUGGUAUGACCGCACAUGCGUACCAACCAUCUAUCCGCUCCUAAAAAUAAGUAAAAAUGGUAAAAAUUAUUUUAGUUUAAUUUGUAAUAAAUCAAGAAAAAUAUAUACUUAAAAUAUAUUAUAUAUGUAUUUAUAAAUUUAUAUUAUAUAAGACUCAAAAAAGUAUAUUGUAGAUUGUAUAAGAAUAAAUAAAACAUAUUAUAGGAAUAUUCAAAAAAUAAUAUAAGAAUUUAAUUAUUAUUUAACAUAAUUUUUAUAUUUGUGAUUAUAUAUUAUUACAAAUAUUACAAAAAUAAAAAGUUCUAAAAUACAUUGGAUUCAGAAAGAAGUUUGUGAAAUAUUAAAAAAAUAUAUAUACAAAUAUUUAAUUUUUAAAAAAAUUAAUCAAUAUUUAAAUAUUACAAUUAACUAUGUAUAUCAAAAAAAUUAUAUAUACACAUAUAUGCGGACAACCACCUAAUUCAAUUUAAAAUGAUAAAUGUUCCCUUAGUCAAAUCAAUACUUGAUAGUAAUACACAUUUUUCAAUUAUUACUUUAUUAUAUUUUCAAGAAGUUUGGUUUUAGCUUUUAGCCUUUGGUCAUGAACAUAAUUCUAAAGUCAUAAAUGCUGACAUCCAAGAAGUGAUUGUGGUCCAUUUAUGUCUAUUACGCUAUGGAUUAGUGAGUGAUUGAUAGUUUAACAAGGCAUAUUUAUUAUUUUCUUUUUUCGUUUGACGGCAACAAGGCAUUUGAUAUACUGUAUUAUACUAUUAUAUACGUAUUUUGUUUACAGCACAAGGCAUUUUUUUUUACACAUUAGUGUUUCUCCAUCCUGUUUUAUUAAUGUUAAAACAAAUCCGCAGAUAAUGGGCCUUAAGAAAUAUUAGGCCUAAUGAGACAGCCGGCCUUUUAAGUAAUGCUUCGACGAACAACCCCGCCCUUAGGGCUAAAAGUCAUAUUUUAAUCAAACAAUUUAGGAAAAUGGAUAGCGUGACCAAUACGUAAAAUAUUAACUGAUGGCUGGUCAUAUGGCCUAAGCAAGUAGAACCAGUUUUUGACAUUAGUGACUGUUAAAGAACCACUGUUUUGCUGCCACGAAUGCCGAAUCCUAUGUAUCAAGUUACCAUUUUGUUCUACCAUGUUUGAUGUAGGUUAAUUUAGGGUGAAAUCAGAAAGUUUGAAAACGCUUAUUUGAUGUAUUUAUCAGAUAAAACCUUGAAAAGGGCAUUUGUGCAACUAAGACCAUCUCCAUCAAGAAGAUUCGAAGAUUAGUAGGAGACCUCCGGAUAGAAAAGACAUCUCCGCCAUAGUUUCAAUCCCGGAGCUUCUUCGCAGGCGGGAUUCACAGGAAAACCUGCUUCUAGAUUCUAGAAUUAAUGUAGCUGAAGAAGAUAUAUCAAAGACAGAUGAAGAAGGAGACAGAGAUACUUCCAUUAGAACACAGCCUCGUAAAGGAAGAAACCUUAGUAGCAGGAACAAAAUUUUCGGUAUUGAAUUAUCACCGGAUAAUUUUGCAGUAGCAAUGGUGUAUUUUUUUCAAGGUGUUUUAGGACUCGCGAGGCUCGCUGUUAGUUUCUAUUUAAAAGACGACUUGCAUCUUGAUCCUGCAGAAACAGCUGUGAUAAUGGGUCUUUCUUCACUGCCAUGGCUUGUUAAGCCUCUCUACGGUUUUAUUAGUGAUUCUGUGCCUUUAUUUGGCUACCGAAGGAGAUCAUAUCUAGUUCUCUCGGGACUUCUUGGUGCAUUUUCCUGGAGCUUGAUGGCUGGUUUUGUCGACAGUAAAUACAGUGCUGCUUCUUGUAUACUUCUCGGUUCCUUUUCAGUUGCCUUUUCUGAUGUUGUAGUAGAGUCAAUGGUCGUGGAAUGAGCUCGUGGUGAGUCACAAAGCGUGUCGAGAUCUCUGCAGUCUUUAUGCUGGGGAUCUUCAGUUUUUGGUGGAAUUGUGAGCUCCAGCUUUUGGUGUAAAUUUUAGUUUUUUUUUAAAAUACCUAACUAAAGAUUCAACCAAUGAAAGAGCAAAAAGUUUAAAUCAAAUACAAAGGUUCUUAGAAAAAAAAAGAAAAAAAAAUUUAUAUUAAAAAAUAUUUAACAACCCCAUAUGGAUUUCUACCAAUGGACAUGCUCUAAGAAGAGUUAUUACGAUUUUUGUUAUGUCUUUUUGUUAAAAUAUAUAUGUAUGGAAAAAGCCCACGUCAUUACGUUUUGCUUAGGGCUUUGAAGCUUGUUGGAUGGCCAUGUAAGCAAGUUAAGUAUCUACAUCAUACGACUGUCCAACCAAAUGAUCAAGAUUCAAACAAUGGAGCUCAUCUUCCUUAUCAGUAGAGGUUCAUUAGUGCAAUGCGCUCACGAUUUAGGCUUGCUCAUAUUUGAAAUCUUUGUUGUUUUCAUAUUUUUCUAAAACAAAUUUCCUUUUAAGUAUUAUUAUUAUUAAAUUAUUAAACGGUUUCUAUAUAUAUAUAGGGAAUUAGGGAUAGAUAAUAUUAGUCUCUUAUACUUUUCUAUAAUAUUUCGAUCUAUUUCCUGCUUUGGAACUUCACAUUUCUACCGACUAUAUAUGAAAUGGAAAUUUCAUUAUUUCACAAUGUUCAGUUUGCUACGUACAUGUUCUUCUCUCG